Messenger RNA from Drosophila hydei, 1293 nucleotides. RefSeq lists its product as uncharacterized. Gene Ontology annotation, biological process: positive regulation of transcription by RNA polymerase II. Bases 249 to 896 code for a protein of 215 amino acids. The record is from RefSeq and is a predicted model, not a curated record. Gene Ontology annotation, molecular function: transcription factor binding. NCBI's taxonomy places the organism in Eukaryota, Metazoa, Arthropoda, Insecta, Diptera, Drosophilidae. The transcript is spliced from 4 exons.
UUAGGAAAGAGGCUAUUUAUAACACACAGCUCUAUUAAAUUCAGGUAGACAUCAUUUUAGAUUUAACGGAGAUUCGAAUUCUACGAGUAGUCUAAUGUCGCAAUCAACACGCCGGUCCCAGCUCAGCUGCCGAGAAGUGUUUGAGAGAUGAUCUUUUUUAUAACCAGUUAUACAAGAGCUAUAAUAUCAGCAAUCUUGGAGUAAGCGCCAGUCCCAGAAGUGAAACCGACAAGUACAGGACUUCCAGUAUGAUCGAUUACCGGCAAAUUGAUGCAGAGCUGGCGCGCAUACAAUUUGAAUAUGAUAACAUGAAUAUGGCGCACUAUGGAUUGUUUACAGACAAUAAUAAGUUGCCGGAUAUGUUCGAUCACUGCUGCGACCCUGAGCCUAAUUUGAUGGACUCUGCAUUAAAAGCCGAGGCGUGUUUUCCAACUGCAAUACAAGCGCCUCCACGUUACAUGAACUUUCGUCAAGCGGGUGCUUCUCGGGCAAACCCAAUUGCCGCUGAGCCAGUGCAGCGUCGCCAGCAAGCAAGAGAUCUGGCAGAGAUGUCAUAUAAUCUGCCGCCAUCGACAAUGAUUACUGGAUCGCAAGUAAUUAGCCUUGCCGACGAGCCUGCAUUGCUACCUGUCCAAAUCAUGUCGAGCACGCCCAAAUCCCCUGUGCUGCAGCAGGAAGUGAACAGAUUGGAAUCGGAUGUGGUAACGGCGCCGCAAUCCGAGCCAUAUAAGUGCCCGGUCUGUCUGAAGUGUGUUCAUCACCGGAAACCCGCUUCGACCGUCUGCGGGCAUGUGUUUUGCAGCAGUUGCAUUAAGACCGCAUUACGCGCCACAUGCAAAUGCCCCGUUUGCCAACGAUUGAUUACCGCACGCCAAAUUUUCAGAAUAUUCAUAUAGUAAGCAGCGGAGUAACGAAUUUUAAUGUGCUGCUGGUGAUUACCCAUUUUAUUUCAAACUGAGCCUUAUACUGCAAUUAUAUUAAAUUCAUCCAUGUUUGUUUCGACGUGCACCCCAAGGUAUGCAAUGCUUUUUAUUCCACUUGCGAUAUUUGUCUUCGAACGUUGCGCAUACGCCACGUGGGCCACGAACAUAAAAUGCAACAAACUACAAGAGAAAAUCUCAAGGGCAGGUGCAACUGCCACAGCAGUCUGCCACAUUGUGCACCACCUGCUGCAAGAUUGUAACUUACGUGCCCCGAAGUUGUGGCAAGUAACACAUGCUGCACACGGCACCGUGUGCCGCAUGCCAAUGCCAACAGCAGCAAAUCGAUUCAGCCUCACAUUUUAAUCGCCCG